This is a messenger RNA of Asparagus officinalis (garden asparagus), 963 nucleotides long. Its product is annotated as protein FAR1-RELATED SEQUENCE 4-like. NCBI's taxonomy places the organism in Eukaryota, Viridiplantae, Streptophyta, Magnoliopsida, Asparagales, Asparagaceae. The coding region runs from base 1 to 963 and encodes 320 amino acids. The record is from RefSeq and is a predicted model, not a curated record. The transcript has a single exon.
AUGACAGAUAUUAAGGAGUUUAAUGAUUUAGAUGAUGAUGACAUGAAUAAUUGCUCGGUUGAUGAGAGAUAUGAGUUGCCUCAGCAUAAUGAUCAGCAGAUUGAGCAAAAUAAGCCUAAAAUUAGGAUGAAGUUUAAUGAGAUUGAUGAAUUGUUUGAGUUCUACAAAGACUAUGCAAAGAGCAGUGGAUUUCCAAUUAAGAAACUAUCAAGAAGGAAGAAUGAAAUCUGCAUUGUUAGAAGUAUAACUUUAGCGUGUGGUCGAGCUGGCAAACAUAAUAGUACUUGUCAAAAUUCCUUAAAACCACAAGCAAGCUACAGAAUUGGGUGUAAUGCAAAGAUAGCAGCUAAGUUAAAUCUGGACGAAAUAUGGGAAAUAAUUGUUGUUCUGGAGCAUAACCAUGGCCUUAGCCCUAGUAAAGGUCAUUUCUUUCAUUGCAAUCGAAGAAUUAGUGCACAUGUUAGACAUCAAAUUAAUCUGAAUGAUCAAGCCGGAAUCAAAAUGAACAAAAGUUUUGACUCACUGGUACAUGAGGCUGGUGGAUAUGAGAAUCUGUUGUGUGAUGAAAAGGCUUGCAGGAACUUGGUGGAUGAAUCAAGGCGUUUACGUCUCGGCGAAGGUGAUGCUUCAGCGGUUAUGAAAUAUUUUUCAAGGAUGGUUGCAGAAAAUUCAGGUUUUUAUUUUGAUAUUGAAUUGGAUGAUGAGGAUCAUUUGAAAAAUAUAUUUUGGGCAGAUGGUAGGAGCAGAGAAGCUUACAAAGAGUUUGGUGAGGUCGUCACUUUUAAUACCACAUACUUAACAAAUAAGUAUAAUAUGCUAUUUGCACCAUUUGUUGGCGUUAACCAUCAUGGGCAAUCAAUUUUACUUAGAUGUGGGUUGAUUUCAAAAGAAGACACACAGACUUUCAUAUGGUAUUUACGAAGUUGGUUGAAUGCAUGGAAGGAUGUGCUCCGCAAGGGAUAA